Messenger RNA from Metarhizium brunneum ARSEF 3297, 2769 nucleotides. It is a transcript of the gene msh-2, whose product is annotated as DNA mismatch repair protein msh-2. Gene Ontology annotation, cellular component: nucleus; MutSalpha complex. Gene Ontology annotation, molecular function: mismatched DNA binding; ATP-dependent DNA damage sensor activity; ATP binding. NCBI's taxonomy places the organism in Eukaryota, Fungi, Ascomycota, Sordariomycetes, Hypocreales, Clavicipitaceae. The record is from RefSeq and is a predicted model, not a curated record. Gene Ontology annotation, biological process: mitotic recombination; mismatch repair.
AUGGCUUCAAGACCCGAAUUAAAGCUCGACGACGAGGGCGGCUUCAUUCGUUUCUACAAGUCACUUCCCGAUGUAGGGGAGGACACUAUCAGAAUAUUUGACCGGGGCGACUGGUAUACUGCGCAUGGUGACAAUGCCUCGUUCAUCGCGAAGACGGUUUACAAAACGACAUCCGUUCUCCGCCAACUCGGGCGAAACGACCACACCGGGCUCCCAUCCGUAACAAUGACCGUUACCGUGUUUCGUCAGUUUCUCAGAGAAGCUUUGUUCAAGCUGGGCAAGCGCAUUGAAAUCUGGGAGAGCCCGAGUGGCCGGAUGAACUGGAAAUGCGUCAAACAAGCUUCCCCCGGCAAUCUGCAAGACAUCGAGGAUGACCUGGGCGGUCAAAUCGAAUCGGCGCCCAUGAUCAUAGCAGUCAAGAUUUCAGCGAAAGCUUCCGAGGCAAGGAAUGUCGGCGUGUGUUUUGCAGAUGCCAGUGUGAGAGAACUUGGCGUCAGCGAGUUCCUAGACAACGAUCUCUACUCCAACUUUGAGUCCUUACUCAUUCAACUGGGUGUUCGGGAAUGUCUCAUCCAGCUCGAUAAAGGCGACAAGGAUAAGGACCCCGAAUUAGCUAAACUCAGACAAAUCAUUGACAACUGCGGAGUCGCUAUUGCAGAACGUCCUGCGGGGGAUUUUGGUACACGAGAUAUCGAGCAGGACCUCGCUCGUUUGCUAAAGGACGAUAAGUCGGUGAAUCUCCUCCCCCAGACUGAUCUGAAGCUUGCAAUGGGGUCCGCUGCCUCAUUAAUCAAAUAUCUCGGAGUUCUGCAAGACCCUUCAAACUUUGGGCAGUAUCACCUCUAUCAGCACGACCUUGCACAGUUUAUGAAGCUGGAUGCAGCGGCUUUGAAAGCCCUUAAUUUGAUGCCUGGUCCACGGGACGGGUCAAAGACUAUGAGCAUUUACGGCGUCCUCAAUCAUUGCAAGACGCCAGUGGGCAGCCGCUUGCUCGCUCAAUGGUUGAAGCAGCCCCUGAUGGACAAGGACGAGAUUGAGAAGCGCCAACAGCUAGUGGAGGCAUUCUUCACCGACACUGAGCUGAGACAAACGAUGCAGGAAGAACAUCUUCGCUCCGUGCCGGACCUCUAUCGCCUAUCAAAGAGGUUUCAGCGAGGCAAGGCAAACUUGGAAGAUGUCGUUCGUGCGUACCAGGUUGUGAUUCGACUUCCUGGAUUCAUUGGCACUUUUGAAGGGGUCAUGGAUGAGGCUUAUCGAGAUCCUCUUGAUAUAGCCUACACGACCAAGUUGCGCGAGCUUUCUGAUAAUCUCGGCAAAUUGCAAGACAUGGUGGAACAGACAGUUGAUCUGGAUGCCCUCGACAGGCAUGAAUACAUUAUCAAAUCCGAGUACGAUCAGGGCCUGCAAACUAUUCGCAAGAAGCUCAAUCAGCUCGACCGCGACAUCCGAGCAGAAUUUCACGAGGCUGCGCGGGACCUAGGUCAGGAAGCAGACAAGAAGAUAUUCCUAGAGACUAGCCACAAGGUACAUGGAGUUUGCAUGCGAUUGACCAGGCAAGAAGCCGGCUGUAUUCGAAACAAGUCAAGUUAUCAAGAAUGCUCUACACAAAAGAACGGCGUCUACUUCACCACAAAAAAGAUGCAGUCUUACCGACGGGAGUACGAUCAGCUAUCGCAGAAUUACAACAGAACCCAGAGCAGUCUGGUCAACGAGGUUGUCAAUGUUGCAUCGUCAUACUGCCCCGUUCUCGAGCGCCUUGCCGGAGUCCUGGCUCACCUUGAUGUGAUUGUUUCGCUCGCCCAUUGCUCCGUCCAUGCCCCAGAGGCAUAUGUCCGGCCCAAGAUUCACACCCGAGGUGAAGGCCAAACCCGGUUAAUCGGUGCCCGCCAUCCCUGCAUGGAGCUGCAGGAUGAUGUACAAUUCAUCACCAACGACCUCGAGUUUACCAGAGACAAGUCGUCCUUCUUGAUCAUCACUGGCCCCAACAUGGGCGGCAAAUCUACCUACAUCCGCCAGGCUGGUGUCAUUGCGCUCAUGGCCCAGAUUGGCUGCUUUGUACCUUGCGCCGAGGCAGAGCUCACCAUCUUUGAUUCCAUUCUCGCUCGCGUUGGCGCCAGUGACUCACAGCUAAAGGGUGUCUCUACAUUCAUGGCCGAGAUGCUAGAAACGGCAAAUAUUCUAAAAUCCGCCACAAAGGAGUCCUUGAUCAUUAUUGAUGAGCUUGGACGAGGCACAUCGACAUACGACGGCUUUGGGCUGGCGUGGGCCAUUUCAGAACACAUUGUCAAGGAAAUCGGCUGCUUUGCCAUGUUUGCAACUCACUUCCAUGAACUGACGGCCCUGGCAGAUCAAUAUCCCCAGGUGCGCAACCUCCACGUCACGGCACACAUUAGCGGCACAGGCAAGGACAAUAGCAAGCGCGAAGUCACGCUGUUGUACAAGGUAGAGCCCGGUAUCUGCGACCAGAGUUUCGGUAUUCACGUCGCGGAGUUGGUUCGCUUUCCGGACAAGGUGGUCCGGAUGGCGAAGCGUAAGGCCGAUGAGCUGGAAGACUUUACAACAAAGCAUGAGGACAAUGCACUGGCUUACAGCAAGGAAGAUGUUGAAGAGGGCAGCGCAAUGCUCAAGCAGCUAUUGAUACAGUGGAAGGAGCAGGUCGGCAAGGGAGAGAUGAGCCAGGAAGAGAAGGUCUCUAAGCUGAAGGAGCUUGUGGCUGCUGAUUCGAAGCUACUGGCGAACCCGUUCUUUCAAUCCGUUAAGGCUCUGUAA